Messenger RNA from Penicillium verrucosum, 1002 nucleotides. Its product is annotated as zinc-binding alcohol dehydrogenase family protein. Gene Ontology annotation, molecular function: oxidoreductase activity, acting on NAD(P)H. The transcript has 3 exons. The coding region runs from base 1 to 1002 and encodes 333 amino acids. The record is from RefSeq and is a predicted model, not a curated record. Lineage: Eukaryota; Fungi; Ascomycota; Eurotiomycetes; Eurotiales; Aspergillaceae.
AUGGACAGCGGCAUUCGUCCUUUUAAUCAGGCUUCCUGGGCAAUCAGCCCCAAAGCGAGAUCAUUUGUGGUCCAGGAAUCCCCUUAUAACCCCCCAGGCCCAAACGAGGUUCUGGUGAAGAACUCAGCUGUUGCCAUCAACCCCAUUGAUUUCAUGGUUCAAGAUGACGCUUUCCUGGAUUACUUGCAAUAUCCCCACAUCUUGGGGUGUGAUGUUGCCGGUGAAAUCGUUGAGAUAGGAAGUGAGGUCAAGCGAUUUGUUGUAGGCCAGAGGAUAAUUGGGUAUGGCUUUCCAUACCUCGCUGCAAAGUCUACGGCUGACCAGAUUCGCGGGAACUUUAGUCAUGGAUUUGGGUUAGACAGCGGAAAGGCAAAGCAUGGAGCUUUUCAAAAUUAUACUGUUUGCUUGGCUACAUUGAGCCCCCCGUCGACAAAGCCUCGUUCAACUGGCAAAACUAUCCUUAUCUGGGGAGGAGCAUCUAGUGUGGGCAGCUGUGCCAUUCAACUAGCAAGGGACUCAGGAUACGAGGUCUUCACUACGGCCAGCCCACACAAUCACGCUCUUUGCUCUGCUUGGGGCGCUGCAAUGGUAUUUGACUACCAAAAAGAAUCUGUUAUUGAUGAGAUUAUCGAUGCGCUCCGUGAAAAGCAGGUCGUGGGAUUCUUCGACGCAAUAUCGAAGAGCUACACUAUCCAGGCGUGCGUCGAUAUCAUAAAACGCAUGCAGCUUAACACAAAGGUCAUUACGACCAAUCCAAUACCAGGAAACGUGAGAUUGGAGGGUGUAGUAUCUGAACCAGUCCUGGGAGGGGAUAUUGCAGGCAAUCCAGUAGGGAAGAUGCUGUACGAAGAUUAUCUGCCGAUGGCCCUGCAGCAGAAAACCUUCAAGCCAUGCCCAGAUCCGUUGAUUAUUGGUCAUGGCCUGGAGGCUAUUCAGGCAGGAGUUGACAGAGUCAAACAGGGAGUUAGCUCCCAGAAAGUUGUCGUUACUUUAGGAGCUUAG